AUGUCUUCGUUACGAUUGACCAUCGAGGACGGCCAGUUCCGCGACGGCUACGGCAGGCAAGUUGUGCUUCGAGGCCUCAACGUCGCCGCCGACGCCAAGCUCCCCAGCGAACCCGACCAGCCUUCCCACAUUGGCGACGACUUCUUCGAUGGCGACAAUGUCAAGUUCCACAACCGCCCGUUUCCCAAGGAGGAGGCUCACGUUCACUUCUCGAGGAUAAAGCGUUACGGCUACAACACCAUCCGCUAUGUCUUUACGUGGGAGGCUAUCGAGGCCGCGGGCCCAGGGCGCUACGACGAGGAAUGGAUCCAGCACACGAUUGAGAUUCUGAGGAUAGCCAAGGACUACGGUUUCUACAUCUUUAUGGACCCCCAUCAGGACGUGUGGUCUAGGUUCUGCGGCGGCUCUGGCGCGCCCAUGUGGACGAUCUACGCUUGCGGUCUCAACCCCCAGAGUUUCUCUGCGACUGAGGCGGCCAUUGUGCAUAACACGUAUCCGAAACCCGAGGAGUUCCCCAAGAUGAUCUGGUCGACCAACUACUUCCGCCUUGCAGCGGCUACCAUCUUCACAAUGUACUUUGCCGGUAGGGACUUUGCGCCCAAGUGUAUCAUCAACGGCAUCAACAUCCAAGAUUUCCUACAGGGUCACUUCGUGGCGGCGUGCGCCCAUCUAGCAAAGCGCAUACACGAGGCCGGCGACCUCGAGAAUGAGGUUGUCAUUGGCUGGGAGAGCAUGAACGAGCCGGGCUGCGGGUUGGUUGGAUACCAGGACAUCAGUGUCAUCCCGAAGGCGCAAAACCUGAAGAAAGGCUCAUGUCCCACCAUCUGGCAGACUCUCUUGACUGGGUCUGGUCGUGCGUGCGAGGUGGACACGUGGGAUAUGGGCGGUAUGGGCCCGUACAAGGUCGGCCGCUCACUGGUGGAUCCUCAUGGCGAGAUGGCUUGGCUGCCCGCCGACUACGACGACUCGAGAUACGGCUGGAAGCGUGACGAGGGAUGGAAGCUCGGAGAGUGUAUCUGGGCCCAGCACGGCAUUUGGGACCCCAAGACCGAUACGCUGGUCAAGAAGGACUACUUCUCUAAGAACCCCCACACGGGAAAGACGAUUGACCACCCAGAGUUUACUAAUACUUAUUUCAUGCACUCAUACCGUCUCUACAGAGACGCUAUCCGCCCGAUCCACAAGAACUGCAUCAUGCUGAUGCAGUACCCAACACUGGAGCUGCCGCCUCAGAUUAAGGGCACUGAGGAUGAUGACCCACUGAUGGCGUUCUCACCUCAUUGGUACGACGGCAUCACGUUGAUGACAAAGCGCUGGAAUAGGGUGUGGAACGUGGAUGUUGUCGGCGUGCUGCGUGGACGAUACUGGCACGAGGCUCUGUCGGUCAAGGUCGGCGAGACGGCCAUCCGCAAUUGCUUCAAAGACCAGUUGGCGUCAUUGAGGCAAGAAGGUCUGGAUCGCAUGGGAAACCAUCCCUGCGUAAUGACGGAGUUUGGUAUCCCAUAUGACAUGGGUGAGAAGAAGGCGUAUAAGACGGGCGAUUACGCGGAUCAGUCAGCAGCCCUGGACGCCAACUACUAUGGGGUUGAAGGUUCGGGUAUGGAGGGCCAUUGCCUCUGGGUUUACGUUGCAAAGUACGGUGAUCUUUGGAACGGCGAGGAUCUGUCAGUCUUCUCACUGGACGACAAGACGUUACCCAUGUCACCCCUCCCCCGCAGCCCAUCACCCAACCAGUCUUCGGACCUGAAGCGCAACUCCAUGAGCAGAGACGUUCCCGACGAAUCAACCGUCACGCCGGAAAACCUCCAGAACACCAUCACAAACCCGUCGAUAACGUCGGCACCGUCCAAAGACCCGGAGCUGACCAACGCCCCCGGCCUCCGCGCUGCCGAGGCCUUCGUCCGGCCGUCUCCGUGGGUUGUGGCGGGCGACGUAUUGCAGUACGGCUUCGAUCUGCGCAGCUGCACUUUCACGCUCAAGCUCAAGGCUUCGGCGCCUCCCUCGGAAGCGGCGCCGACCGUGGUGUUCCUGCCCGAGUUCCAUUACCCGCAGGACAACUGCACGGUCGAGGUGAGCUCCGGCAAGUGGGCCAUCAGCAUGGACGACGAGGAGGGCCCACUGGUGCAGAAGCUCAAGUGGUGGCACGCCGACGGAGUCCAGACGCUCAAGGUUAUGGGGUUGGCGAGGCAGCAUAAUAUCGUUGAGGGGUCCGAGGAGGAUAUGGGGUACUUGGAGCAGUGCCAGAAGAACUACGCCAACUGCAGCGUCAUGUGA
Messenger RNA from Colletotrichum spaethianum, 2274 nucleotides. Its product is annotated as putative glycosyl hydrolase. Gene Ontology annotation, biological process: ergosteryl 3-beta-D-glucoside catabolic process. NCBI's taxonomy places the organism in Eukaryota, Fungi, Ascomycota, Sordariomycetes, Glomerellales, Glomerellaceae. Gene Ontology annotation, molecular function: steryl-beta-glucosidase activity. The record is from RefSeq and is a predicted model, not a curated record. The transcript has 3 exons. Bases 1 to 2274 code for a protein of 757 amino acids.